GGUCCUUUCUCUGAUUUUCUGGAUCGCCAAACACCCCCAGAUGGUGAAGGGAAUGAGGUCUGGUUCGAACCCAUUUUCUGUUCAUAAACACAAUCAAGUUUUAGUUAAGUUGGUUGUUUCGCUUCUCCUUGUGGGUCUCGCUUUUCGUCUUCUCGUUUCUGACUCCGUCUCAUCAUCAUCACUUAUGGUUAUGGAGACGCCUACUAUUGCCUCCCAGGAAAAAGCACAGCCCCCUGGGAAUUCUUUUCCUCUUCAGACCCAUGACGCUGCAAAUUUUCCCGCAAAUGAAGGCCAAACAGCUGAUAAUGCAAAAUGUGCUCUUUUUGUGGGACAGUGGGUACCAAACCCAUAUGGUCCAGCUUACACUAAUGAGAGCUGCCAUGUUAUUGAAGAUCAUCAAAAUUGCAUGAAGAAUGGAAGACCCGAUAUGGAUUAUCUUUACUGGCGCUGGAGGCCACAUGAUUGUGAAUUACCAAAGUUCAACCCCCAGAAAUUUCUCAAUCUUAUGAGGGACAAAUCAUGGGCCUUCAUCGGCGAUUCCAUCUCUCGCAACCAUGUUCAAUCCAUGCUUUGCAUUCUCUCCGAGGUGGAACCAGCUGUCCAGGUCUGCCACGAUGAGGAAUUCAAAAACAGAGUAUGGAAAUUCCCAGCUCACAACUUCACAGUCUCAGCAAUUUGGGCUCCUUUUCUGGUCAAAGCAGAUAUAUUUGAGGACAUCAAUGGAGUUUCCUCUGCCGAAGCACAGCUCUACCUCGACGUUCUCGAGAGCAAAUGGAUUAAUCGGUAUGAAAGUUUUGAUUACGUCGUGACUUCUGGUGGCAAGUGGUUUCUCAGAACUGCAGUGUACCUUGAGAAUGGUGCAGUCACAGGCUGCCAUUACUGCGCCAACAAGAGCAUAAAAGAGCUAGGAUUUGAGUAUGCAUACCGAAAAGCACUACAGGUAGCUUUCAACUUCUUCAUAAACUCCAACCACAAACCCGUUGUUAUCUUCAGAACCACCACACCAGAUCACUUUGAGAAUGCAGAAUGGUACAAUGGAGGGUACUGUAACAGGACAAUGCCCUUCAAAGAGGGUCAAAUAGGCCUGAGAGAUCUGGAUAUUAUCCUGAGAAGUAUUGAACUCAGAGAGUUUCAAAAGGCCAAGGUCAAGGCUGAGGCAUCCCCAGGAUCCAAACAUGGUGCUACAAGUUUGAAUCUUUUGGACCUGACCGGCCUCUCCCUGCUAAGACCAGAUGGUCAUCCGGGACCAUACCGGCACUUUCAACCAUUUGCCAAGGACAGAAAUGCCAGAGUUCAGAAUGACUGUUUGCAUUGGUGCUUGCCAGGGCCAAUUGACUCUUGGAAUGAUCUGGUAAUGCAAAUAGUUGUCAAUGGCAGAUAAUCUGGGAGAUCAGACUAUCAGUGUUUUGUGGGUUUUUUUUUUUUCUUUUUUUCUUUUGGGCAUCCGCAGGGUCUGUGAAUUCUUCAGUUUGGGAUGCUACUGAUGAUUGCUUCUUCGUGAACUUGCAUUCAGCCUGGAAGUUUUAUAGCCAAUGCUGGUAGGGAAGAAGAGAUUGUAACGUUAACAUGCAUUAAACUGUAUACGUGACCAAAGCCAAAGCUUGCAAAUUACAGGUUUGUUACAGAACAACAAAAGAAACAACACUACCACAGUUUCAAGGUUUUGAGGUGAGA
Messenger RNA from Prosopis cineraria, 1674 nucleotides. Its product is annotated as protein trichome birefringence-like 25. NCBI's taxonomy places the organism in Eukaryota, Viridiplantae, Streptophyta, Magnoliopsida, Fabales, Fabaceae. Gene Ontology annotation, cellular component: Golgi apparatus. The coding region runs from base 41 to 1381 and encodes 446 amino acids. The record is from RefSeq and is a predicted model, not a curated record. The transcript is spliced from 3 exons. Gene Ontology annotation, molecular function: O-acetyltransferase activity.